AUGGAACUCGAAGCAACCCAUUUUCCCUUUUAUCCACCAAUCCAUGAAACCGAUCACUACCAUCUACAAUGCACCUUAGAAGAAGUCCUUUUUUCUUUCCAAACGGAAGAUCUCGAAGAACCAGUUCUUUCUGAUAGCUCGAGCGGAUGGGAGAUCAACAGACUGCUGGAGAUCGAGUCCGAUCUCUUCAUGGACUUGAGCACCAGCUCCUCCCCCGUCUUCGGUCUCGACUCCGCCGAAUUAACUCCACUGACGGAGGAAGAAACAACAGGAGCGGUCACCGAAUCAGAGUUGGUCGUUAAAAAGGGGUUGGAUUCCGAUUCUCCAUUGAUGGAAGAAUACGAGGAGAAGAGGCUGCCAAGCCUGUUGUUGAUGGGAGCUGAAGCCAUCGAAGCAGAGAACUUUCCGCUCUGUUUCUCAAUUAUCUCCGAGCUGACUCAGCUUGGAAGUAUCGUCGCUAAAACCGGCGACGCCUCUCCUUCGUCGUUAGAAAGGCUGGCCUGGUUCUUCACUCAGGGAUUGCGUCACAAAGCCCAAAUGAAUACUUUUAGCAACGAAAUUUUGCGACAGUUCCAACAACAGCCGCCAGAGCCUCCAACUUACUCUAUUCUCCAGGAGCUCUCUCCAUACAUGAAAUUCGGCCACUUCACAGCCAACCAAGCGAUUCUAGAAGCUGUAUUGGACAAUCGAAACAUCCAUGUCAUCGAUUUCGACAUCAACGAAGGUCUCCAAAGCUUCCCAUUGCUGAAAACUUUCCUCUCCGGGGUAACGAAUCGACUUGCGCCGAAACUAGUGGUGUUGGUGGAGGAAGAGGUGUACAACUUCGAGAAAAUCCCAUCGAUGUCGUUCGUGGAGUUCUUCUGUGAGGCCAUCCACCAUUACACUGCGCUAUCUGAGGCGUUGUCCGCGGAUGGGAUCGGUGGGAUAGGGCUGGAGAUGAUGGAGAAGGAAGUUUUGGGAGUGAGGAUAGUGAAUAGCUUGAGGGAGUUUCCUUGUAGGGCAAGUGAGAAGUUGGAGUGGGGGGAUGGGUUUGAGUCUUUGCAAAGAUUGUUCAAGGCAAGAGCUUUUAGUCACUAUAAUGUGUCUCAAGCUAACUACUUGGUGAGCUUGUUUAAUGGUGGCUAUUGGGUUCAACAUGAGAGGAAUCGGUUGGCAUUGUGUUGGAAGUCUAGGCCUUUGGUGACGGCUUCGAUUUGGUUGCCAAAGUGUGGAAGGAAGAGAAAGAAGUAG
This is a messenger RNA of Linum tenue, 1230 nucleotides long. The record is from the annotation of a GenBank genome assembly. Lineage: Eukaryota; Viridiplantae; Streptophyta; Magnoliopsida; Malpighiales; Linaceae.